UCUUUGCGUAAGUGUGUGCAUGGUUUAACCGCGUUGGUAACACAUCGUUUUUGAGGAGAAAUGUGCUCUGAGUUAUGUCUUGGCUUGGGAUUGCUCUGUGUAUUUGACGUAUCACACAGGUAACGAUAGGUUAUUGUAGUGUGACUGAAAGUGACUGUUUGCAUAACAUUUGCCUGUCCCCCGUGACUGCUGCGUGUCGCUCGUAAAUAGCCCUUGUGCGUGUUUCCGUGUUAUAUAUGAAUGUAAAACAAAGCGUCAAGAUUACCCAUUACUUUUCGAUGGCAAAAAAAUCCUCUGGGGCUUUUAAGCCAAGCUAGAUGAUCGAUCCUUAGCGUUUUGCCGAGCGGAGGGAUCGCAGGAGGGGGCGGAGGCGGUUAGGAUCCUUAGAAGUCGGAGAUUAAGGUAACAAUGCAGGUCAGUGGCAUGACCUGAGGUCAGGCGAGGUCAUAGCCCGGUGUCGUCAUAUCGCCCGAGGGUUCGAGGUUGCUGGCGGGACGGACCCGGCACAUGAGGCCUGUGAUUGGUCGACAGCGAGCACAUAAAGCCUGUGAUUGGUUGAUUUUGGACGAACGUGACUUGUGAUUGGACGGCAGGAUUAUGUACUGUCACGUGACCAAUGGGUGCUUGCGUCGUUUAUGUCAAGAUUUUGUCCCGUUGAACUUCGUCGCCUUUCCUAAAAUCAUCGUCCACUUCGGAUUUGAUUUUCACGUGGCGAACAGAGAUCGCCCAUAGACUACUCGAAAAAAAAACCUUCACCGUACCUUUAAACCCCUAACCCUAACCGCCCCAAAACAUUGAGAAGCCGCCCCUCAAUAACAAACAAACAAGCACCCCACCCUAAACACAAACACACAGACCCAACCCGAACGCCACACGCUCGAGCGUCCCUCCCGAGAGAGCGUCGCAGCUGACCCUCCGAGCGAAAUGCAGAGGGACAGGUGAGCGGCGCUGGGUGGCGGCGGCGCGGGCGUGAGGGUCAGUAGCCAGCCCGCAGUCGUAGCAUUAAGCGGGUCGUCUCCCUGCGAAGUAUCUCCGGCGUCUUAGAGAGAGAUCGAGAGAGACGGGAAUUAAGAUAAAGAGAGACAUAGAGGGAGUGCGGAAAAGAGACGGACAUUUUUGUUUUUGUUUUUUAUUUUUUAUUCUUUUUGUUUUACCGGAACAUUGAAGCAGGAAAGUUGCAAGGCAAUCUGACCAUUUAAGAACUCUUGUUUCGUGUGUGAUUUUUUCGUUGGUAUUUUAUACUUUGGAGAAAAGGACGAUGGCGGCGCGACUCAAGCAAGGGGGACACGAGAGCUUCCUCAACAAACUGCUGCUUCUGCGAGAACAGGAAGUCCUCAAUCUGUCCAAGAAAUUGCACAACCAGGCGGCCAUCGACUCGGAUGUCAGCUCAGGCAUCAGCGAGGGGAGUCUGGGCAGCCCUGAGUCCCGCGCCCUCUCCCUCUCCCCCCCUCCCGCCUCCUCCCCCGACCAGAGCGCCGACCCCCGACUCCACUCGCCGACCUCCGACAAGGCGGAGUCGCUGGCCAGCCCUCGAGGCCACCACGACCCCCUGGACGACCCCGGCGCGCAGGAGGCGGGCCACGAGGACGACCAGUACCCCCACCCUGACCCCCACCCGCACCCGCACAUACACCUGCGGAACGACCUGCUGCGGCCCGGGGUCAAGGAGGAGAGCCACAACCCCUACGGCCUCCUCAGCGACGACGACGACGACCACCGACGACUCCAGCGGCAACGACUCGACCUCGACGAGGCUCACCCCCUGAGCCGGCAGCUAAACUUCGAUCAGGAACGGCGGCUGGACGACCUGGGCCUCGAGCAGGACCCUCGCUCACUCUCGGGGCAGCUUCUCGAAAGGUACGACCAGUUGCGUCGACGACCAGACGACCAUUGGAGCCCCGACGGAUUACAAAACGACCAGGACCUGAGCAGAAGCGAGAGCCUUCCCGACGACGACGACGACGACGAGGAGGGUCGCGGAGACAUGAACUCGAGCGGCUUCCAGCACCAGCAGCAGAUGGCUCUGGCGGCGCGGGCGGUGCUGGGCUCGCUGGCGGCGCCCGCGCUCGCGCCCGCCAUGCUGCCCUUCCCGCCCGUCACGCCCGAAAAACAGCUGAUGAGCAACGGGUCGAACCUGCUGGUGCGCGCCCUGGCCACGUCCGCGCCCCGACGCCCGCGCGGGGAGAAGAAGCCCAUCCCGGACACGCUCAAGGACGAGAAGUACUACGAGCGCAGGAAAAGGAACAACCUCGCGGCCAAGAAGUCCAGGGACGCCAGGAAGCAGCGGGAGGAUCAGGUAGCGAUGCGAGCGUCUUACCUGGAGAAGGAGAACGCCAUCUUGAGAGCCCAGGUCGCCACCCUCAGAGACGAGGCCUCCUCCCUCAGACAUCUCCUCCUGCAGAAGAAGGGCAAACAGCAGUAAACGAAGAGGACAAAGGCCUUUUUUUUGGGGGGGUAAUUUUUUUGCGAAUUUAUGACGUUUCUCGGUAUUUUGUUUUUUGCCGUUUGUUCUUUCUCUCUUUUGUCUUCCUGUCUCCAUAUCUCCGUCUUACAUUCCUCUUUUCCUCUCUACCUCAUUUUGUCUCAUUAUUUUCUGCCUUUAUUCUUUUAUGUACAAAACGAAAAUCUUUCGCCGAAUCGUCCGUCCACCUUUUCUCCGUCUCCCGUUUUCUAUUUGCUUUUCCACUUUUGGAACAGCGGAUACUACUGUAAACUAGUAGAUAUCCAGGGAUACCGAUGUAUAACGUAAAGCAGCCGUGUUUAGUAUUAAGGGGCACGGAUGAAACUAAUGCACGUGUGGAGAGCUAUUUUUGCGAACACAGUGUGGCCAAAUCACAGUAAGCUUUUAAGAGGGGGUUGGGGGGUGAAUUUCGUGGUGUUGAUAAAUUUUUUUUUUUUUUUUUUUUUUAUCACUCCGUCACGGCUCUGGGUCAGGCAGUUUAUGGCUAACAGAUUUCUUCCCUGUGGCUUAGGUGCUUGUCCUUUCAUUCCCUCUUUAAAAAGUGACAAACCAGAGAAAUAAAAUUAUAUAAAAAAA
Penaeus monodon (black tiger shrimp) is the source of this 3037-nucleotide messenger RNA. RefSeq lists its product as uncharacterized. Gene Ontology annotation, molecular function: DNA-binding transcription factor activity, RNA polymerase II-specific; RNA polymerase II cis-regulatory region sequence-specific DNA binding. Gene Ontology annotation, cellular component: nucleus. The transcript is spliced from 5 exons. Bases 1259 to 2422 code for a protein of 387 amino acids. Gene Ontology annotation, biological process: regulation of transcription by RNA polymerase II. Lineage: Eukaryota; Metazoa; Arthropoda; Malacostraca; Decapoda; Penaeidae. The record is from RefSeq and is a predicted model, not a curated record.